UAUGGGCUCAGUCCAUUUGUGAGCAAAGCUGCUAAUGGUUAAUGUUAUAAACAUGCUUUUAGGCUUACAGGUAAGUAGAGACAAUAAACCAGUCUAAAUCAAAGGGAAAUUACCAAGAAAUGGCUUAAAUAAAACAAACAAUAUGGGGAAGAUAAUUAAGUUUGCAAACUAUCAAAAACAUUAAUGGUCAAGAGUACUAUUGGUGAUUGUUAAUAAUUAUACAAUUUAUCAUUGAUGUAUUGCUGUUGGGGCAUUUAUAAUUGCAGUCUAUCAAUAGUUAGAUGUGUUGUUACACUUCUAGUUCUGGUUUGUUUUCUAAGCACAAUGCAAGCAUCUAUUUGGAAAAAUAGCCAUUUUUACAGUGUGCAACCAGUAGGCACACCAGUUCAUUUUGUAGUGUAUCUGUGAUAGUACAUCCAUAAUUAAUACGUGUAAAAUACAAAUGUCACACAUCACUCAAAAAAAUUACGUGUUUUACGUGGAUAUGCUAGCUACAUGGAGCACUGACUAACUAUAAUUAAAGGUCAUUUGCCAAAUAGUUGUCCAACUUACCAACUGAUCCAAGUCAUUCUGUAGCACUUCAACAUCUUCAAAAAAGCUAUAUAUCAACAUCAUUAAUUAGUAUAAUAUCAGUAAAAGUAAAGGCCUAAGAAUUGUCCCCUAAUUUUUGGGUACAUUUAAUUAGACUCCAUUAAAAACAAGCUUUUGCUUUCUUUCAUUCAACCACUGAACAAUCCAGUAAACUAAUCUUUCCCUGUCCCUUACCGAUAUGAUAUUCUUAGCUAAUCUUUUGUUUGGAUACUUUAUCAAAAGCAUUUUGAAAAUCUAAGUACCUAAAGCCCACACCAUUUCCAUCGUCCAAGCAACACGUAACAUUAUAAAAAGGACUUAACAGUGAAGGGAAUUGUUAUAUCUGACGAAAAAGUGACAUGAAUUAAGCAAACCCACAUGCAGAUAAGUGGACACGAAGGAUCAGAUAUAAGAAUGGUUCAGGCAACAGAAAACCAGAGACAGACCACUCGUGGAGGCCAGAGAAUCUACAAGAUUGUAGUACUAGGAGAUGGUGGGGUUGGGAAAAGUGCAUUGACACUUCAGUUUGUGACUCACAGUUUUCUAGAGUAUCAUGAUCCUACUAUAGAGGAUGCUUACCAACAUCAAGCUGUCAUUGAUGGGGAAGCUGCUCUGUUAGAUAUACUUGACACAGCUGGACAAAUGGAGUUUACAGCAAUGAGAGAUCAAUACACAAGGUGUGGGGAAGGGUUCAUAAUCUGUUACUCUAUCACAGAUCGUCGUAGCUUUGAAGAAGCGGUGGAGUACAAAAACCAGAUUGAAAGGGUUCGCCACUCAGAAAAUAUCCCUAUUGUAUUAGUGGGCAACAAAUAUGACCUAGAACACCAAAGAAAAGUGGCAACAGAAGAAGGUCAGUCAUUGGCUCGGCAGCUGAGCUGCCCUUUCUAUGAAACUUCAGCAGCAUUGAGACAUUUUGUUGAUGAUGUGUUCCAUGCUCUUGUCAGAGAAAUUCGAAAAAAAGAAAAGGAGCGUCUGCUGGUGGCAGAGAAAGUGAAGAAAAGACGCAGCAUGUGGCGAAGACUGCGAUCUGUUCUGAGGUUUAUAUUCCGAAAACGAAGAUCAUAAGCAUAACCUAUCUGAUCUCAUUUUUAUAGUCAGAAUCCUUAACCACAUGUAUGUAUGUAUAUGUGUGUGUGUGUGUGUGUGUAUAUUUACACAUGCAUGGUUUACAUUAAUCAUUUAUUUACAUUUUUGUUGCAAUUGACCAUAGUUUAUUAGUAAGGUAGUAAUAUUUACAAGGUCUUUAAUGUUGUAUAGCCAUUUAAUGCUCUAUUCAAAAGAAGUAAGUUUUAAAAUCAGGCAUAAAAGUAGUAAUAUUGAUACACGUAUGAGUAUCUCUAUUUUGUAUUUCUUCAAAGUCUACAGGUUUAAUACCUGCAUUUGGUACUGUAAGACUAUGAUGAAAAGUUGUUUUUGAUGGAGACUUUUCUAUCUCAGACCAAAGUAGUGUGUUGUUCAUGAGUUUUGAAUACUGACUUCUUAUAUAAAUGAUUUUUUUGUGUUUUGAAUUAAUUAUUUUAGCAGCUGAUGUAAAUAACAUAUGAUAGCAUGUACAUAACAGUGCAUAAGUUGUAAUGCUAUCUGAAGGAAAAUGUUGAGACAUUAAAACCUGUUAAAGUAAAACCUUUUAAAUGCA
Molecule: messenger RNA, 2206 nt
Organism: Limulus polyphemus (Atlantic horseshoe crab)
Lineage: Eukaryota; Metazoa; Arthropoda; Merostomata; Xiphosura; Limulidae
Gene: Ric
Product: GTP-binding protein Rit1-like
Exons: 6
Coding region: 949-1635 (228 amino acids)
Biological process (GO): Ras protein signal transduction
Cellular component (GO): plasma membrane
Molecular function (GO): GTPase activity; calmodulin binding; GDP binding
Source: RefSeq, a predicted model, not a curated record